Messenger RNA from Pogona vitticeps (central bearded dragon), 3062 nucleotides. The record is from RefSeq and is a predicted model, not a curated record. Lineage: Eukaryota; Metazoa; Chordata; Lepidosauria; Squamata; Agamidae.
AGGGCGCGUUCACACGCCCGGCAGCCGUUUCCUCGGCACGGGUGGCCCCGCGGGGCUCCUCCCUGCGCCGGGCAGGGCUCCUCCCGGGACGGACGAGGAAGAGGAGGAGGAAGGAGGAGGCGAGAAGGCGAGCGGGGAGCCAGGCAGCCGGCCAGCCCGCGAAGCGCACCGGGGCGCGCCUUCUCCGCGCAUCUGGCACCCGACGGCCGGAGGGCAGAGAGAGGGGGAUGAAAAGAUGAGGUUUACGGCCUUUCGGGGGCUGCAGGAGCAUUGGAAAGUCCUGCCCAGGGCCUGCAGAGUUUUCGGCAUCAGCAACCCCACACCGACAGCGUGCAGUGACAAGUCUUGGAAGAAGGGGGCUUUCUUUGGGGGCCAAUAUUCACUCCACACCAAUCCCGUAGGGAUUCGCAGACGUUCCUCCGAGGCCACAGCCGAUGUCCUGGGAUCCCAGGGAAGGAGCUUCUCUCUGGACGAAUCUCGGCGCCUCCGGGAAGGGCUACAGAAUGAAGAGGCAGGAUCCCGGAGAAGUCCAGGAGCCCAAUCCAACGGUGGUGAGAAAGCCAUGGCUCUCUACAAAGUCCAAGUGGCCACCGGAAGAUUUUGGGGUUCUGGGACCUUCGACGCCAUCUCCAUCAGCCUGGUGGGCUCGGAGGGCGAGAGCCCCAAGCAGCCAUUGAACAACGUGGGGAAAGACUUCGUCCCGGGCGCGGUGGACGAGUACAAGGUGCCGAGCGAUCGAGACCUCGGCCCGCUCCUGCUGGUCCGUCUUCACAAAGAGCCGUACUAUUUUUUCCCCGAAGACAGCUGGUUCUGCGAUUUUGUCCAGCUGACCACCCCGCAGGGCCAGACCUACUACUUCCCUUGCUACCAGUGGAUCGAGGGCUACCGGACCCUGGAGUUGCGCGAGGGAACAGGUAAACUGGUUUGCGAUGAUGCUGGGAGCUCGUUGCUCUUGCAACAUCGGGCAGAAGAAUCGAAGGCCAGACGAGAGGCUUAUAGGUGGGCCGAGUUUGCACCGGGGGUGCCUCGUUGCCUGGCGGUGGAGAGCAUCCAGGAGAUGGACACCAACAUCAAGUUCUCCCUCACCAAAAUCAGCAGAUUCAUGCUGCGCUCGAACCUCACGAGACUGGAGAUCAAACUCAAGGGGUUCAUGACGUGCCACAAGUCUUGGCAAAAGCUGGAAGACAUCCGGAAGGUUUUCUGGUUCAACAGGACCCCUGUUUCAGAGUACGUUGCCGACCACUGGCAGGAAGACGCCUUCUUCGGCUACCAGUAUCUGAACGGCGUCAACCCGGUGGUCAUUGAGAAAUGCACGGAGAUCCCAGCCCACUUCCCGGUGACCCAGGAGAUGGUCGCUGGGUCCCUCGGCGAAUCCACCACCCUACACAAGGAAGUGCAGAAGGGGAAUGUGUUCAUUGUCGAUUACAAGAUCCUCAAAGACAUCCCAACCAACACAAUCGAUGGCCAGGUGCAGUACAUGACAGCCCCGCUCUGCCUUUUCUACCAGACGCCUUCCAGGGAUCUCGUCCCCAUUGCUAUCCAGCUCAGCCAAACACCUGGGCCGGACAGCCCCAUCUUCCUUCCUAGCGACCCCUUGUGGGACUGGACCCUGGCGAAGAUGUGGGUGCGGAACGCGGACUUCCACGUCCACCAGAACCUCUCCCACCUCCUCCGGACUCACCUGAUGGCCGAAGUCUUUGCCAUGGUCACGCUCCGGCAGCUCCCCAUGUGCCACCCGCUCUUCAAGCUUCUCAUUCCCCACCUGCGAUACACCCUCCAGAUCAAUACUUUAGCCAGAGUCAGGCUCAUCAAGGAAGGUGGCAUGAUGGAUCAGGCCACCUCUGCCGGCUACGAAGGCAUCGUGCCCCUGUUGAAGAAGGGGACUUCCAUGCUUACCUACGCCUCCCUCUGCCUCCCGGAAGACAUUGAGGCUCGGGGAGUCUCCACCGUUGCAAACUACUACUACCGGGACGAUGCCCUGAAGAUAUGGGCCGCCAUAGAGAGCUUUGUCGGUGGCCUGGUCAGGUUCUACUAUCAGAACAACAAGCAGGUCCAGAGUGAUCCAGAGCUCCAGGCCUGGAUUCACGAGAUCUUCACAGAAGCUUUCCUAAGCAGGAAGACGUCGGGCGCACCUUCGUCUCUGGAAACCGUGGAGGAGCUGAUCAAGUUUCUAACCAUGGUGAUUUUCACCUGUUCGGCUCAACACGCCGCGGUCAACAGCGGACAGUUCGACUUUGGGGCAUGGAUCCCCAACAUUCCCCCAACUAUGAGGAGACCUCCACCCACUGUGAAGGGCACGGCGACCUUGGAAAGCAUCCUCGAGACCAUCCCUCAGGUCAACAUCACUUGCAUUGCCCUGAGUUCACUCUGGUUGCUUAGCAACGAGGUGGGAGACCGGAGACCCCUGGGAUAUUUUCCGGAUCAACACUUCUCGGAGGACGAGCCCAAACGUCUCUGUGGGGUAUUCCAGAAUCACUUGGCGGAGAUUUCCGAGGGAAUUCAGCAACGCAACAAAUCCUUACCUCUCCCGUACGAAUAUCUCAGUCCCCCCAUGGUUGAGAAUAGUGUCGCUAUUUAGGUCCGACCAGGAGCGAAGCUGCCAGCUCCGAGAUCCAUUUCUGGUCCAUCCUAAAACACGCAACUGUAGGCCAACUCAAGAAGCGAUGUUCUUCUCAACCAAUUCUUCGGGAUGUAAAAUGAGGCGUCGCAAGAUUCUGCACGAGUGUCUUCAGACCAGAGGCAGAGAUUGAGGUGAAAAGCUCUUCAGCCUUGAAACCUAAGGAUGGAUAACUGACACCCCCCCUUUCUCUCAGAGCCUAAUUUCCAAAGUUUCCGGGACAAAUUCAAAGUGUUCGUAUUGACAUACGAAGCCCUAAAACUGUCGGAACAUCCCUCCCAAAGAACGGCUACCCGUAUCACCUGUUCUUCACAGGCUUUGCUGCUAUGGGUGCUUACACCAAAGGAGACCCAGAAGGUGUGAACGAGAAACUGGGCCUUCUCAGUGGUGGCUCCGUCUUGGCGAAAUUUGCCUGAAUUUCGCAGGGCCCCGCUCCCUCAAGUCC